Molecule: messenger RNA, 1298 nt
Organism: Camelina sativa (false flax)
Lineage: Eukaryota; Viridiplantae; Streptophyta; Magnoliopsida; Brassicales; Brassicaceae
Product: GDSL esterase/lipase EXL4-like
Biological process (GO): lipid metabolic process
Cellular component (GO): extracellular region
Molecular function (GO): lipase activity
Source: RefSeq, a predicted model, not a curated record
AAUGUGAAUUCUCUAUAUGUAAAAACAUAUAUAAGAGAAUCUAAAACACUGUCGUAGAAAAAGAAAAAGAAAAAUAUGGACUUAAAAUUAGCUACGUGUAGAAAAAAAGCAUUAGCGUUAGUAUUAUUUUCCAUUUAUUUCCUAUCAACGGAUGCUAGAGGAUCAUUUCCUGCGCUUUUGGCUUUUGGAGAUUCAAUACUCGAUACCGGUAACAACAAUUUCCUACUGACUUUUAUGAAAGGAAAUAUCUGGCCAUAUGGGAAGAGUUGGACCAUGAGAAUCCCCACAGGAAGAUUUGGAAAUGGAAGAGUUUUCUCCGAUAUUAUUGCUGAAGGAUUGGGGAUCAAAAAAGUAUUACCAGCUUAUCGUAAGUUGUUUGUUCCUCCAAGCGAGCUUAAAACCGGUGUUUGUUUCGCAUCAGGUGGUGCAGGAGUCGACCCUGUUACAUCCAGACUGAUGAGAGUUUUGAAGCCAAAGGAUCAAGUAAACGAUUUCAAAGGGUACAUAAGGAAGCUAAAGGCCACGGCAGGUUCUUCAAGAGCAAAGGAAAUAGUUUCAAACGCAGUGAUUCUUGUUUCUCAAGGAAAUAAUGAUAUUGGAAUCUCAUAUUUUACGACUCGAUCUGCUAUUAUGCGAGGAAUGACUGCCGGUAGAUACACCACUAAACUAGCUGGUUGGAAUAAACAGUUUAUGAAAGAUUUAUAUGAUCAAGGAGCGAGGAAAUUUGCGGUGAUGGGAGUGAUACCAUUGGGAUGCUUGCCUAUGACGAGAAUCGGGAUUUGUAACUUCUUUGCGAAUAAACUUGCUGAAGAUUACAACGGGAAAUUGAGGAGGGGGGUUAAAACUUGGGGAGGAGAAUCAGGUUUUCGCGGUGCAAAAUUUGUCUAUGUUGACAUGUACAACACUCUUAUGGAUGUUAUCAAAAAUUAUAGAAGAUAUGGAUUUACUAAUGAGAAGAAAGGGUGUUGUUGUAUGAUUUCGUCAAUAAUACCAUGCCCCAACCCAGAUAAAUACGUCUUCUAUGACUUUGUUCAUCCCUCCGAGAAAUCCUACAAAAUUAUUUCUAAAAAGCUUGUCGCGGAUAUCAAGAGGGGUCUUGCCUGAUUCCUUUUGCAAUACUUUUUUAAAAUCUUAAUAACAGCCAUCGUUAAUAAUAUAUAUAUAUGAGAAGACAAAGAUCAUAGAUGGGCGAUCUUUCAGUUUUUUUACAUAAACCAAUGUAUAAUCCAGUUUAAAGAAACAAAUGUAUUAUGUAUUGUUUAUUUUAUAAAAUCCCAGAACAACAAAGACGUUUUGCU